AUGCCGAGACCCGUUCAGUAUUGGCCAGGGGAAAUCCCCACUUGCAUCCAACCACAUCCUGAACCAGAUCUAUCUUUUGACGAGAUCAAAGAGGAAGUCAAGGGCUGGCUACUCUUUGUACAGGAAAAUUGGGUGUCUGCUGCAACCGCAGGGGCUUCCGAUGAUACGGAAUAUGAGCUAAAGCACCGGCGGCACCUCGUGGAAAAGUGGGCUUCGGCUACACAGGAAUUUCGUGAUCCAGAAUGUUCCAACGGCCUUAUUUGUCUUGCCCCUGUGCACGAGGCCCAUCCUGAAAAUCGGGCGCGAUUGGUGAAAUUCGCCAUCCUGUCGUAUGACUAUGAUAUUGAGCCUGGGCAUAAUUUAGGCCAUAAAUACAUUCCGUAUGAGGCUAUUCUUAACCCAGCAACCACGACCGAUCCUGCGGUAGAGGAUUAUCUGCCCUGGCGAGAUCUUGAGACGGCAAACUUCCUAUCCAUCUAUCUCACACAGACGGGCACGGUACUCUACCUUGAGAAUGAAGGCCCGUAUAUGCUGGUUGAUGAGCUAGGCCUCGAAAGUGGGCGCCUGACAAUUGUCGAGUUUGAAGUCAAUGGGAGUGUCAGAGAUUCCGUUGAGGUCCGCCCGUUCAAUAUGAAAUGGCCGUAUAUAUACGCUUUUGUUAACUGGAAAGGUUUUGACAAUGUCAAACAUACACAUGGUGCUUAUAGACACCAGAAUACGCCACUGGACAUGGACCUACCGGUCGUGGAUAUUCUCUGUCAAGCCAAGGACGCUAACCAACUUCCAAACUCAAUGCCCCUCUGUGACCGAGAGCAGUGGACCAGCGAUGUCGAGCUUUAUGCCCCGGGCUACUUGGCUCUCGAGGCCGAAGGCCGCGCGGGAGAAUCAACCGAGAUCGAGAAAGACUUUGAAUUUACCGAGUCUUCCAAUAUACCCAAGAUGAUGUCACUUAUCUUUGUCUUUGAGUCGUACGAGGAAGCUGGGGCCGAAGAAUCGGGCACACCACCACCAAUACUCACUAAGCCGCUUGUUAUUAUGAAAGGACUUCUUCAAUCUUCUUUUGUCUGGCCCCGACAAUCCGCUUGUGUUGCACAAGUUGUUAGUGGCAGUUUGCUUGAGAGUAGUCGCCGCAGUGCCGCGUCUUCUUUCGCAUUCAAUUUCUCUUUCGUACAACAGAAAGAGAAGAACCCUUAA
Molecule: messenger RNA, 1194 nt
Organism: Penicillium maclennaniae
Lineage: Eukaryota; Fungi; Ascomycota; Eurotiomycetes; Eurotiales; Aspergillaceae
Exons: 6
Coding region: 1-1194 (397 amino acids)
Source: RefSeq, a predicted model, not a curated record